Molecule: messenger RNA, 528 nt
Organism: Microthlaspi erraticum
Lineage: Eukaryota; Viridiplantae; Streptophyta; Magnoliopsida; Brassicales; Brassicaceae
Source: the annotation of a GenBank genome assembly
AUGACGACAACAAGACAGAACUUGGAACAGCCACAAUCUCCAUUGAUGGAGCGCAUCAAGAGCUCGGGGAUGAUAAACAUUAUCAAUGGAAGCCCUAUGGUCGAUGAUAAAGAAGAAGAGCUUACACGUUCUGCUUUUGCUUUGUUUAAGGCAAAGGAAGAUGAGAUUGAGAGGAGGAAGAUGGAGGUUAAGGAUAGAGUUCAGACAAAGCUUGGACUAGCUGAAGAAGCUACAAGAAGAUUAGCCGAGAUUCGUGAAGAACUGGAAGCUCUUAGUGAUCCAAUGCGAAAGGAGAUAUCCGCAAUAAGGAAAAGAGUGGAUACUAUUAACCGAGAGCUCAAGCCUUUAGGACAUAGUUGUCAAAGAAAGGAAAGGGAAUUUAAAGAAGCCCUUGAAGCUUACAAUGAAAAGAACAAAGAGAAAGCUAUGUUUGUUAGCAAACUAGUUGAGCUGGUUACUGAAAGUGAGAAACUUCGGAUGAAAAAGCUUGAGGAACUCACCAAAAGCAUUGAGAUUUCGCUAUGCUAA